AUGUCUACCUGUGAUAUUCAAAGAGCUGAGGCUUCUAAGGAUAAUGUCUCGCAGAAAUCCGUUGACGAAGGUUUACCGCGAGAGCUUAGUCAAUUGAGCCUUUCAAGUGGAUCCAGUCCAGAUGAGUUCCAUUGCAGCAAAGGCCAUUCGGAGGCUACUUUAAAGAAUAUUUUUGGUUACUAUCAAUCUCAAAAGCUGUGCGAUGUAGUACUUAUUGCUGGCUCAUGCAGAAUACCCGCACACAAAUUAGUACUAGUGUCGUGUAGCGAAUAUUUCGCGGCGAUGUUCACUGGAUCCCUACAGGAGUCUAUGUCUUCAGAAAUAACCUUAGAGAGUUUAGAUGCCCAAGCACUUAAGACUCUUGUACAUUAUUGUUAUACAGGAAUUAUAGAAUUAAGUGAAGAGACUGUAGAAGUAUUAUUGUCAACGGCGACACUCCUGCAGAUGAACAUAGUUGCAAAAGCAUGCUGUGACUUUCUCGAAAAGCAGUUGGAUCCUUGCAAUUGUUUAGGUAUAGGAUUGUUUGCCGAACAACAGUCAUGUCUGAGCCUACACAAAACAGCUAUGGAAUACACAUAUCAACAUUUUAUGCAGGUUGUAAAAAACGAAGAGUUCCUAUCACUAGGUGACGAGCAAUUAGCGAAUUUAUUGAAGUCAGAUGAUCUCAAUGUGGUGACUGAGGAGAAUGUGUUUGAGAGCCUGAUGCUGUGGGUGCAUCAUGAUGCAGCUAACAGGGAGAAAUAUUUGCCAAACCUUCUCAAACUUGUUAAGCUGCCUUUGCUCUCAUCUGAGUACCUGAUAGAUAAGGUAGAGUUGGCAUGUGGUAACGUAGCUGAAUGCCAACCACUCAUAAUGGAGGCUGUGAAGUGGCAUCUGCUGCCUGAAAGACGAUCUCUCCUGUGCUCACACAGAACUAGACCUCGGACUUCUACCAUCGGAAGGCUCUUAGCUAUAGGCGGUAUGGACGGGUAUAAGGGGGCAAGUAACAUGGAGAUGUAUGACCCCCGUACUAACACAUGGAGUCCCUUCAUGCGCAUGGGCGCGCGACGACUUCAGUUCGGUGUCGCAGUGCUCCAGAAUAAGCUCGUCGUGGUAGGCGGGAGGGAUGGACUAAAAACUCUGAAUACGGUUGAGUGCUUUGACCUAACUUCGUUGAGCUGGAGCAUACUAGCGCCAAUGAACACGCACCGUCACGGGUUGGGCGUAGCCGUGCUGGGGGAGGGGCCUAAUUCGCCGAUCUACGCAGUCGGUGGGCACGAUGGAUGGAUAUAUCUUAACUCCGUUGAGAGAUGGGACGCCUGUUCUCGCACAUGGACGAUUGUAGCCAGCAUGUCUGGCGCACGGAGCACGUGCGGCGUUGCCGCUCUGCGCGGACGCCUCUACGCCGUAGGUGGAAGAGAUGGUGGCGCCUGCCUCAGAUCAGUCGAGUGCUACCACCCCGCCACCAAUCACUGGACAGCUUGUGCGCCCAUGAGCAGACGUCGAGGAGGCGUUAGCGUGUGCGCAGCAGGGGGCUACUUAUACGCGUUGGGAGGUCACGAAGCCCCGGCUAACACGGUGGGGGGAAGGUUAGCAUGCGUAGAAAGAUACGACCCGAUUGCCGAUAAUUGGGUGUUGCUCGCGAGAUUGUCGUACGGACGGGACGCUAUCGGAUCCUGUUUGCUUGGCGAUCGGAUAGUCGCCAUCGGUGGCUACGACGGAGUACAGUACUUAUGCGUGGUUGAAGUAUACGAUUCUGAGUCGAAUUGCUGGCGGAAACUCGCCCCACUGAGUACCGGACGCGCAGGCGCAGCCGUCGUCGCCAUUCCGCCGCCUACGCCCAGAAACAUCUUCUGA
Leptosia nina is the source of this 1836-nucleotide messenger RNA. The record is from the annotation of a GenBank genome assembly. NCBI's taxonomy places the organism in Eukaryota, Metazoa, Arthropoda, Insecta, Lepidoptera, Pieridae.